Molecule: messenger RNA, 2822 nt
Organism: Aricia agestis (brown argus)
Lineage: Eukaryota; Metazoa; Arthropoda; Insecta; Lepidoptera; Lycaenidae
Product: elongation factor 1-alpha-like
Exons: 11
Coding region: 403-1791 (462 amino acids)
Biological process (GO): translation; translational elongation
Molecular function (GO): GTP binding; translation elongation factor activity; GTPase activity
Source: RefSeq, a predicted model, not a curated record
AUCUAUCGACUUUUAAUUCUAAGUACACAAUUGAUAGAGAAUUUUCGUCUCUACGUUUGUCUAAGAAAAUACGGUGUCACUUCAUCGUGUUUGCUCAAUUCGUUUCUAGUAAUUUUUUACGGUCUCAAAUAUAUGCACAAGUACGUGUCUGGUCGGUCUAUAUUCGGCUGGAAGGCUGGGUGUAUCGAUAGGCCGGGGGUCCGGACGUCCUGCGCACGCUCGGAGCGUCCCGGAGAUUCGGUGCCGGCUCAAUCGAAGCCUCUCCGCCUAGUGCAUGUAAGUCGCAGUGCAACCUUUGUCAGAGAUUUGUCCGAAAGUGAUGCGAACUGAAUAAAGUCCCGGCGAUUUGAUUACCCGAAUACAUAAGAUUAAUAUUUCAUACGCCGCGGUACAACCAGAACAAUGGGUAAGGAGAAGACUCAUAUCAACAUUGUGGUGAUCGGCCACGUGGACUCGGGCAAGUCCACCACCACCGGCCACCUCAUCUACAAGUGUGGCGGCAUCGAUAAGCGAACAAUCGAGAAGUUCGAGAAAGAAGCCCAGGAGAUGGGCAAGGGGUCCUUCAAAUACGCCUGGGUACUGGACAAGCUGAAAGCUGAGCGCGAGCGCGGUAUCACGAUAGACAUCGCUCUGUGGAAGUUCGAGACCGCCAAAUACUACGUCACCAUUAUCGACGCCCCCGGACAUAGAGACUUCAUCAAGAACAUGAUUACUGGCACCUCGCAGGCGGACUGCGCCGUCCUCAUCGUGGCGGCGGGCACGGGCGAGUUCGAAGCCGGCAUCAGCAAGAACGGGCAGACGCGCGAGCACGCGCUGCUGGCCUUCACGCUCGGCGUCAAGCAGCUCAUCGUCGGCGUCAACAAGAUGGACUCCACCGAGCCGCCCUACCACGAGGCCCGCUACGAGGAGAUCAAGAAGGAGGUCUCGUCCUACAUUAAGAAAAUCGGGUACAACCCGGCGACGGUGGCGUUCGUGCCGAUCUCGGGCUGGCACGGCGACAACAUGCUGGAGCCGUCCGACAAGAUGCCCUGGUUCAAGGGGUGGACCAUCGACCGCAAGGACGGCAAGGUCGAGGGGAAGACGCUCAUUGAGGCUCUGGAUGCGAUCCAGCCACCGUCGCGGCCGACGGAGAAGCCUCUACGCCUGCCUCUGCAGGACGUGUACAAGAUAGGUGGGAUAGGCACCGUGCCUGUGGGGAGAGUCGAGACCGGCAUACUCAAACCAGGUAUGGUGGUGGUGUUCGCACCGGCCGCCAUCACCACGGAGGUGAAGUCGGUGGAGAUGCACCACGAGGCGCUGCAGGAGGCCAUGCCCGGCGACAACGUUGGCUUCAACGUGAAGAACGUAUCAGUGAAGGAAUUGCGCCGUGGUUACGUGGCCGGUGACUCUAAGAACUGCCCGCCCAAGGGCGCCUCUGACUUCACCGCCCAGGUGAUCGUGUUGAACCACCCGGGGCAGAUCAGCAACGGGUACACGCCGGUGUUGGACUGCCACACCGCGCACAUCGCCUGCAAGUUCGCCGAGAUCAAGGAGAAGUGCGACCGCCGUACCGGCAAGACGACGGAGAAAGACCCGAAGUCGAUCAAGUCUGGUGACGCGGCGAUCGUGACGCUGAUGCCGACGAAGGCGCUGUGCGUCGAGUCCUUCCAGGAGUUCCCGCCGCUCGGCCGCUUCGCCGUGCGCGAUAUGCGCCAGACCGUCGCCGUCGGCGUCAUCAAGAGCGUCACCUUCAAGGAGGUCACUACGGGUAAAAUCACAAAGGCCGCCGAGAAGGCCCAGAAGAAGAAAUAACUACGGGGCAGUUCACUCGUACCAGCGCCGCUCGGUGUGGGCCGCGGCGCGGUGUCCGCGCGGCGGCGCGCGGCGGGCGGCCCCGCGCCCCCCUCCCCCCUGCAGCUGUCGUGUCGUAGUCGCGUGCACCCCCUAGCGCACCGCCUAAGGAGCUUCUUCACUGGUGACGUCACUCUCGUUCCCGAUACGUGCAUUUAUCACAGGAUACUCGAUAAGUUUAUUCGUUUUAGUUACGCUUACGUAUUAAGUUUAUGUCUUUGUGAUUAUUUUAGUCGUAAGUUGCUCGUCGAGUUUGAGUUUCCGUAUCUGAAGGCUCGUUACGUUUUAUUUUUUCAUCGUAAAGAGUUUAGGAGGAAAAGUAGCGGGGAGUUGAAUUUUUAAACCGUUAUGUGAUCAUCGCUCCAGAUUCGUUUUUUUUGUCCACUGCUAGAAUCGCUCUCGGUCGUCUAGAACAUCUUCCUGAAUAGGUAAUGGGUAUGUAAUGCACGUUCUAGUCCUCUGAACUGAGAGGUUUUUUUUAUUAUUCCUACCCAUGAUUUUUUGGGCUUUUGUGUAAAAUGUGUUUUGUACCUAAGUAUGAAUUAAUUAGUGGUGAGUUUUAUUAAGAUUUUUAAAUAUCAAUAUCGAAUAAACAGUUGAUUGAGGAAAUUGUAUUUAGAAAAGUGUGAUCAAAGAUUCGGCGGUAGUCGGUUAUGAACUGGCACCAUUGUUUGAAUAUAGUGAUGGCGUAAAUAAGCGUUUAAAACGUUUUAGGCACCUCUGAGGAAAGUAGAAGUAUUGUAGGUAAAAAUAAAUUUUCGUUCCUAGUUUAAAAGAGACCUAAAUGUUAACACCUAUUUAUUAUAGGUAAUGUAAUGUUAUAUAAGGGUUUAAACAUUCAAUUUAUAAUUCCAUACUGAAUUUGACAUAUUUUCACAGUAAGUACGGAAUAACUCGAGAAUUUUAUUAAGCUCUAAAUGUAUCUUUGUAAUUUUUUCAAUAAUUUUGUAAAGACCUCGAUCCUGAUAUAACCAAUAAAGAAGCUACUGGUA